Messenger RNA from Ambispora leptoticha, 205 nucleotides. The record is from the annotation of a GenBank genome assembly. Lineage: Eukaryota; Fungi; Glomeromycota; Glomeromycetes; Archaeosporales; Ambisporaceae.
AGAAUGGGAACAAGAACAAGAUAUAGAUUCUAAUAGUAUGGAGGAUAUAGAAGAUGAAGUCCAAAUGAAUAUUAAAGAAGUAGGAGGAAGUAGUAGAUCUGAGAUCCCUUGGUUCAAAAGAGAAGAAACAGAUUAUAGUCAAAUAGAAGCAAAGGCUCAUUAUGAAGCUCUUAAAAAACUUUUAGACAAAGAAGAUUUCUGUUAG